Molecule: messenger RNA, 2864 nt
Organism: Panonychus citri (citrus red mite)
Lineage: Eukaryota; Metazoa; Arthropoda; Arachnida; Trombidiformes; Tetranychidae
Gene: frtz
Product: WD repeat-containing and planar cell polarity effector protein fritz homolog
Exons: 3
Coding region: 4-2805 (933 amino acids)
Biological process (GO): cilium organization; establishment of protein localization; nervous system development
Cellular component (GO): axonemal basal plate
Source: RefSeq, a predicted model, not a curated record
AUUAUGUUUAGUUUAGGUUCUUUUAAAUUGUUCACAACUGACUCCAUAUCCAAAGAUUUGAGUCCAAGUGAAUAUGUUAAAACAGAGAAACGGUUAAAGGAGCUAUCGGGUUACCUUGGUCUUCACAGUAAACAAAGUUGGCCGUCACAAUUAACUUCAAUUGUUAAACCAUCAACUGGUCAACCAGCAUCAUUACCAACCCAAUCAUUAGCAACCUCAUCAACCAAUCUACCAGGAUCAAUUAAUUCCACAUCUAAUUGUUCAAACAAUCAACAUCAAUACCAUUCAACCUUUGCCAAUGGUUCCGUUGAAAGGAUCGUCUCAAUCCAUUGGAAUGAUGUUUAUAAAUCACUUGUAAUAAUCCUUUCCAAUGGCCUGAUUGCUUAUUGUUUCUUUCACCCUGUUUACCUUAAUUCAAUUAACUAUAUCUAUUUAGAUAAACAUCUAAUUGGCAAAAUUAAGACUGAAUAUAUGGUUGAUUUUAUCUAUGACAAUAGAAUGAUUCUCAUCUCAUAUACUAAUCCAAGGAUAACGUGUAUUUUAUUGGAUGAUAAACAUCGUAAUAAAGGUUGGAUUUCUCGUAAACGUAAAUUGUUCAAAUUGAAGUCACAAAAUGUAAAAAUAAUCGAACACGAAUUGGAUACUAAUUGUGGCCGUCGAGUGGAAAGACAUUUACUUAAAAGUGAAAUUAAAAACGAUAAUGAAGAUUUACUAUUAGUUUGGUGGCAAAAUGGUUCGAGUACAGUUUGUCCUUGGUCAUCACCGAUCACAUCGAAUAAAGAUUUUUGUAACAUUUUGAUUUAUAAUCUAAUUCGUGACUCUUUCGAUUUGGUUGGAUAUGCUUCCAUUCUUAACGAUAUUCUAAAGAUCUGUUUCUGUAAACGUCGAGUAAACAGACUGAUGACUAUCGAAAGUGACGGAGAUCCUUGUUCUAUUCUUUACCGAGAAUAUCAGAUUAAUCUGAUUGACGAUUGUUAUAUUUUAGAUUUAGUUGAAUCCAUUCAAUUAACUGUUCCCAGUCUUGUUAUCAAAGCCGAUGUAAACUUUGAUCUUAACAAAGUUUGCCUUCUAUGUGAAGAUCGUAGUGUCCUAAUUUAUAGUAUUGAUCAAAACUCGAUACGUUACUUUCAAGCGCCCAUAAACGCUAUUAAUCUGAUCAACAGUCCACUCGAUUCUUAUUUUAUAUUAGCCGAUUCAUUUGGACAAAUUAUGAUGUACGAUUAUGGAUUACAUGUUAUGCCGGCCAAUUAUGAUGAUCUCUUUCUCCGUGAAGCUUUUACCGGUUUAAAUGAGAUGAAAUUUGUAAACAAUUCGUUGGUUUAUUUAAGAUUUACCGAUGAUCCGAAUAUCAUGUUAAUCGUGUUACCACUUAAUUUAGAUUAUAUUGGACUGAUUCGCUCUUAUGUCAAACAUGAUUACAUCAAUGAAGCCAUUGAAAACGUUCAAUUACUCAAUUGGAAUUUAAAUUCUUACCUUGCCUAUUCCUCACUAAAUAUCAUCUUCAAUUGUCUCCUACGAAGUCCACUCAAUUCAAUCAAAGAAUCUCAACUUCAAGAAGCAUUGGCCUCGUUUUUUAUUCCCAAAAUUCCAAUAGCAGAAGAUAUAAUCGAAGAGUAUCAAUAUGAGAUGCAUUGUAUUGCCAAAAGAUUUUUCUAUCAUCUUUACCGUUAUUCGUGCCUUGAAAAAGCUUUUCUUCUCGCCUUGGAUUUGAAGAGUCGACAUUUAUUCCUCCUUCUUCAUAAGACUGCCAAAGAAAGAGGAAAUGAUAAACUAGCUUCAGUUUCCUUACAAAAUGCUCACAAAUUUCACUCAUCAUCUUUAUCUUCAUCUCUAUCACCUUCACCAUCUUCAUCAAGAUCACCUUCAUCUCCUCAUCAACUUGCCAUAAAUGAUAAACAACAAACACCCGAAACAUUACAAAGUGAUUCUAGUCAAUCAACACUCCGAUUGACUAAUCAAUUGAGACCCUUAAUCAGUUCAACCUCAUUUGUAGGACAAAAAAUUAACUCAAAUCAACAAGUUGACAAUAAUAAUCAUUCUGUCCUAGGAUUAAAUCAUUUGGUCAAUAACUCGACAGCUUAUCAACAUAAUGAUACCUCAUCACCAAAUCAAAUGACAGUUAAUCAUCUUAUUACAUUUAAACCAGUUCGUAAGGAAUCAUCAUCUGCUAAUUCCUCUGAUUCAAUUGCAGUUUAUUCAUCACCAAGGAAACGAAAUGAGAUUAUCACUCAUAAAUUGUCAAAAAGUGUUUACAACAAUUCAAAUGGAAAGACUGAUAAUAAUUUACCAACAAUUAACAUUGAAAGUUCCACAGAAUCAACUCAAUCUGGAUACUCGGUUAAUCAGUUUAAUUAUUUUGUUAACACUAAUCAAUUUUCUGAGGAAAAUCAACAGAAACAUAUUAAUAUUCCUUCAUCAAUAUUACCAGUUGAUUUACUAAAAGAAAAUCUUUCUAUGAGAUCGACAAAACCUCCACAACCUCCACCUUUACCUCCUAAGGUGAAAAACAAAUUAAACUCAUCAUCAAAUCAUCAAAAUCUAAUCAACAAUCAACCUGUUGUUCACAUUUCACCACAAUUACCAUUCACCAGCGGAAAUACAAACAAAGGCAUCAUAAGGCCAACCAAUACAAUAAUAAAUUCAACAACAACAAUCAGUCCAAAUCAUAACAAUCACAAUUAUAAUCCUCAAAAUCCUGAUCAAAGUGACAAAUCAAAUAUUCCCGUUCCAAUUAAUUAUCUAAUGAAAAGUCAUAUAAAUACAGAGAAUCCCAAAAUUGAAUGUAUACAUUAUGGUCUUGUAUAAAUAUUAAUAGAAGUAUUUUCAACCUUUCCAAUACAAUUACAACCAACUAAUUAACUUAA